GCUUCGCGCACAACGGACAUGCUCACACCUGGCCUGCGAUUAAUUCUCCGCUUCUUCGUCAACAACCUGAUUCCGGUCUCUUCCGUGUGGCUGCUCUCGCGUCUGUUGACUGUGUAUAAUGAGUCCCUUCACAUCUCUAGCGGGCUCGUAGCACUCGCCGCAUUCCUGAGCAUCCCGACAUUAUUUGCGUUCCGUAUCACCUUCAAGAACCUGCGUACGCGCAGGGCUGCCCAGCGCAUGGGCGCGAUUCUCCCGCCUCGAUGGGACGGGCGCUCCUUGGGGAACUUUGACAUACUUCAGCAUACCGUCGACCGGUUCCAGAACGGCUACAUCGGUGAAGGCAUCUGGGACAAAAUCGACGAACUCGGACACCUGCACUCCAUCGACAUACUAUGGAAUCGUAUGUACGCCACGAACGAUGCAGACGUCUUGAAGACCAUACUAGCCACCGAUUUCGCCAACUUUGCGAAAGGUGAAGGCUUACGCGAGACGCUAAAUUCCGUCCUCGGAACGGGAGUGUUCAACGCUGACGGUGACUUGUGGAAGUUCCACCGCACCAUGACUCGGCCCUACUUUUCUCGAGACAGAAUAUCUCACUUCGAGCUCUUUGAUGCGCAUGCGACCGUCGCCAUCGACAAGAUGAAGGAACGCUUCCAGGACGGGCACGCGGUGGACUUCCAGGACUUAAUCAACCGCUUCGCUUUGGACAGUGCGACCGAGUUUCUGUUUGGCACCUCCGUCCACAGCCUGAAGAGCGAGCUACCAUACGCACACAACGACAGCGUCUACUCUCAAUUCGCUCGACCGCACGACUCUGCAGAAAAGUUCUCGCAUGCAGUAUUCGGUGUGCAGGAGGCCCUGGCUAUGCGCCUACGGCUCGGCGGGAUAUGGCCUCUGCAGGAGAUCCGGCGUGAUGCGUCGGCGGAACAUAUGCAGAUCAUCGAUGAGUUCCUGCAACCCAUCCUGACCCAGGCCAUUGCGAAGAACCGCAACACGGGUGUGUCGAAGGGCGCGGAGAAGCAGGAAGAGGAGCACGAAACUCUCCUGGACCACUUGGUGAAGCUCACGGAUGAUCCCGUCCUGCUACACGACGAGACUUUGAACAUCCUGAUCGCUGGUAGAGAUACAACCGCAUCUACGCUUAGUUUGGUAGUGUACAUGAUGUGCCUCUACCCCGACGUUUUCAAACGACUGCGAGCCGAGGUACUUGAAACUCUUGGUUCGAGCCAAACUCCGACCUUCGACGACGUUAGGAAAAUGAAGUACCUACGGGCCGUCAUUAAUGAAACUUUACGGUUGUACCCGAUUGUGCCUUUCAACGCUCGUGUCGCUGUCAAUGACACCACCCUGCCCAAUCCUACCGACCCCACCGGUCCACGCGUAUUUGUGCCCGCUAACACGGUUGUGGCGUACUCUGUGCUCUUGAUGCAGCGGCGCAAGGACUAUUGGGGCCCCGACGCUCUGUCUUUCGACCCGGAUCGGUGGCUCGACGAGCGGUUGAACAAGUAUUUCGCCCGGAACCCGUUCAUCUUCAUCCCGUUCAACGCGGGCCCUCGGAUAUGCUUGGGACAGCAGUUCGCCUACAACGAGAUGUCGUUCUUCCUCAUUCGUCUCUUGCAGAAUUUCUCGUCCCUGGAAAUGGACUUGGCUGCUCAGCCACUAGACUCGCGUGCGCCUCGCGAGUGGGCGAGCGCGGAGGGACAACAAGGGAGGGAGAAGAUCAUCCCUAAGUGUCUGCUCACGCUGUUCUUGAAAGGUGGUCUUUGGGUGAGGAUGUCCGAGGAGUGAACCCUUUGAAGAGGCCGCGGGUGAUGCCCACCUACGCGUUCUAGGCAAGUAUUUACGGAUCGACAUGAUGGCGUAAUCGCGUCUGUACUAUAGGCUUGGUAUUGUAUAACACCCCCACUCAAGGAACGGAUCGACAAUGUCAAACACAGCAACAUGA
Messenger RNA from Trametes versicolor FP-101664 SS1, 1945 nucleotides. RefSeq names its product cytochrome P450 monooxygenase pc-2. Gene Ontology annotation, molecular function: oxidoreductase activity, acting on paired donors, with incorporation or reduction of molecular oxygen; heme binding; iron ion binding. NCBI's taxonomy places the organism in Eukaryota, Fungi, Basidiomycota, Agaricomycetes, Polyporales, Polyporaceae. The coding region runs from base 19 to 1788 and encodes 589 amino acids. The transcript has 16 exons. The record is from RefSeq and is a predicted model, not a curated record.